AUGGCUGUGGCGAUGCGUCGUAAUUGGUAUGAUGAGGAUUUCGCCAGGAGACAUCGCGAUUCAUGGUGGAUUCGCGACAACUGGUACGACGAUUGGAAAGAUUGGCCUAUGGACUGGCCUCGACCGAGAGAUCUCAUGGACAGGUUUUGGCGAGAUACCGAUAACUGGUGGCGCGACUGGCCGUCGGAUUGGCCUCGCAUGGAUGCUGUUAUGCCAAGAUUCACCUCUCAUCUGGAUCAACUAGAUCGUAAUUGGCGUAACGAUCCGUUUUGGCAAGACAUCUAUCCGCGGUGGGCUGAGCCGAUUUUUAAGGUGAAAACACAAAACGACACAUUGAUGAUCGAAGGACGUCAUGAGGAUGUACGCGAUCGUGAUAAUUUCACAAAAAUGUAUUUUGUACGAAAAUAUCAGAUGCCUCGUGAUGUCGAUCAUGCUCUCAUUUCGAGUAACAUGGAUUCGAGAGGCCGUCUUACUGUUGAAGCACCACGUCGUCCAGCUCCGUUGAACGCACGCGAUCGCGUGAUUCCAAUUGAAAGUGCCGGUCAACGUUCCUAUUCUUCGUCAUCGCAACGGAUCCACGAAUCCACGUACAGAAAUGGAUCGCACUCACCGCGCUCCACCGAGAUUCCGCUCCAUGUCCAAACUGGCGAUAGUCGUUCGCGUGAGGUUUACGUAUCGCGUGAUAAUAGCCGUGAAAUGGACAGCGAACGUGAACGUGAACGCGAACGGGAACGUGAACGAGAACGUGAGCGCGACCGUGAGCGCGAGAUAUACGUACGACGCGAGGAUGAUCGAGAUCGCGACCGUGAACGUGAUAGAAUCCGCGAUCAUGAAAUCCGUCUCAGUCCUCGUACUAGUGACUACACAACGUCGUCUAAGUAUAGAUACGAAUCACACACUAGAGAAGUAUCACCGCAUUUCGUAUCAACACAAAACGAAAGCCGCUCUUUUAUGCAUCCGACGAGAACAAGUGCUGAUACCCGAUCAGAACAAGAAGUUGAUGGGCGUCCAUCCGAUCAAGAAGUAUCUGACUCGAUUAAAAAGCAGCUCAGCAGAGGUUAUCGCGUGGAAUCACCGUCAUCGACUUCUGGCGGUGGUAUUCUGAGGAAUUCUGAUCGACCUGAAUCUCGUUCGGAAAGCGUGCGCAGCGUUCAAAUUUUCCGAAAGACGUUCGGAUAG
Messenger RNA from Angiostrongylus costaricensis, 1179 nucleotides. NCBI's taxonomy places the organism in Eukaryota, Metazoa, Nematoda, Chromadorea, Rhabditida, Metastrongylidae. The record is from the annotation of a GenBank genome assembly.